Mesorhabditis spiculigera is the source of this 1662-nucleotide messenger RNA. Lineage: Eukaryota; Metazoa; Nematoda; Chromadorea; Rhabditida; Rhabditidae. The record is from the annotation of a GenBank genome assembly.
AUGACCCGAUUGACAGCUAUUUUCUGUAUUAUUGCAACGACGGCAGCCGCGUUUUAUGAAUUUGAGGAAGAUACAAAAUCCCUCGACAAACGCGCCAAUCGAAAUGGAAAAUACUUGCGACCAUGCUAUUUCACGAACUGGGCACAGUAUAGAAAGCCGCGGGCAAAAUAUAUGCCCGAAGACUACAUCCCGGGCCUAUGUACGCAUAUCCUAUUCGCGUUCGGGUGGAUGAAAGAGGAUUUUACUGUCAAAGCUUUUGACCCAGCCGAUUUGCCAAAUGAUUGGGCUGGGCAGGGAAUGUACAAACGGGUGAAUGCUCUGAAGCUCAAGGAUCCGGGCUUGAAGACAUUGAUUUCAAUCGGAGGAUGGAGUUUUGGGACUCGAUUGUUUGAGGAAAUGGCUCGUACAGACGCCGGGCGCAAGACAUUCAUCGAUUCCUCUAUUCUGUUUGCCAGAAAAUAUGAUUUCGACGGAAUUGAUAUUGAUUGGGAAUAUCCCAAGGGGCCAGAAGUCAAGGAUCAUUUCACGGCUUUGAUUAAUGAGUUGCGCGCAGCUGUAGAGGCCGAGGCAACCGGAUUCGGGCGUGAGAGGUUGUUGGUCACGGCGGCCGUGUCGGCGGGGAUUGCUACGAUUGAUGACGCCUAUGACAUUCCGAAUAUUGCUAAACCCUUUGACUUUGUCAACUUGAUGUCCUACGAUUUCUGGGGCGCCUGGGAUGGUGUCGUGGGCAUGAAUUCCCCACUUUAUUCAAGAAGUGACCUAACCCCACCUCAACGCUAUUGGAAUGUGGAUUGGGCCGCAAAACACUGGGUCGAAAAAGGGAUGCCUCGCGAAAAGCUCUUGAUUGGCCUUGGUACUUAUGGACGUGGUUUUACACUUACGGACGCGAACCGUGAAAAACCGAUGAAUACCUCUGGCAACCAGCCGGCUAAGAUUACCGAGUUCGUGCAAGAAGCUGGAGUAGCUUCUUAUUAUGAGCUCUGCGAAAUGCUUAUUGGUGGCGCUCAAAGGCACUGGCAUGGUGAGCACCAGGUCCCCUAUCUGACCAACGGGUCCCAAUGGUGGUCUUACGACGACGAAGAGUCUUUCAAGAAAAAGGUCACUACUCCAUUACCGACACCACCUCCUGAAACAAGUCGCGCUCCGAUGGUUACAAACCCAAAGGUGCCGACACCACCAGGUGUAAUUAUGCCAAACCCACAAACUUUUACAUUGCCAGCGUCGAUGAACAUCUGCAGCGCCAAGACAGAUGGUUUCUACAAAAGUGAUGCCUCGUGCUCACACUUCAUUCUCUGCUUGGAUGGUUCCGGCUAUCCGAUGACAUGCCCGAGUGGCCUUCAAUUUUCAGCUACGAAGGGCUACUGUGUUCAGCCGAAAAAUUCCGGUUGCGUCUCAACUUUUUCAUCAUUUACCACCCUCCCUACGCCGGAACCCUCUAGCGAAAAACCGAUCGUGGUGACCAGCGAGAGUAUUGUCACGGAAUCUGGUUCAAGAUUCACAUGCGGAGAAAAGUUAGACGGUUUUUAUUCGGACCCAAAGGAUUGUGCUAGAUUUUACCGUUGCGUUGCCGGGACGGCUUAUCACUUCCACUGCUCACCCGGCACAUUCUUCAACCCAAAAACCAGCGAUUGUGACUCUGUGUCGAAGGAGCAGUGUCCAAAG